AUGGUUGAAGAAGAGUAUAAAGAAUAUACAAAGAUAGAAAAACUUGGCGAAGGUACGUAUGGUGUCGUUUAUAAAGCAAGAGAUAAGAAAACCGGAAAGAUUGUAGCAUUAAAGAAGAUUCGAUUGGAUGAAGAAGUGGAAGGUAUUCCGCCAACUUCGAUUCGAGAAAUUUCAUUAUUAAAGGAAGCUUCCAAGAAUAAAAAUAUCAAAAUUUAUCAAGGAACUCCCACCGUCUGGAAUGGAUUCAUAUACAAUGCAGAUGGAACAUUGUUUUUACACAUGCAUCGUAUUUUCCAUCGUGAUUUGAAACCGCAAAAUUUAUUGAUUGAUGAAAAUGGAGAUUUGAAAUUAGCAGACUUUGGAUUAGCAAGAGCUGUUGGUGUUCCGAUGAGACCGUGUACCCAUGAGGUUGUUACGCUUUGGUAUAGAGCUCCUGAAAUCUUAUUCGGUUCUCGAAGUUAUUCUUUCGCUAUUGACAUGUGGAGUAUUGGAUGUAUUUUCGCGGAAAUGUCACUUCGAAAGCCAAUGUUUGCAGGGGAUUCUGAAAUUGACGAACUUUUUAGAAUUUUCAAAAUUCUAGGAACACCCAAUGAAGAAGUAUGGCCUGAAAUUAUAAAUUUUCCAGAUUACAAGACGAACUUCCCUAAAUGGAGACCGAAAUUACUGAGCGAUUAUGUUCCGGGGAUGGGGCCGCUUGCCAUUGAUUUGCUUUCUAAAAUGCUGGUUUAUGAUCCAACUUAUCGAAUCUCUGCCAAGCGUGCUAGGGCUCACCCAUAUUUCACCAACAAACAUUAUUAG
Funneliformis caledonium is the source of this 798-nucleotide messenger RNA. The record is from the annotation of a GenBank genome assembly. Lineage: Eukaryota; Fungi; Glomeromycota; Glomeromycetes; Glomerales; Glomeraceae.